CUUUCUUCCUUAUCUAUACCAACAUUUUGAACACGCUUCACUUUCUAUGGCGCGUGCAUGCGAUCGAUGUUGGCUCUUGAAAACGCAGUGUGAUGGAGAAUCUCCAUGCGCUCGUUGCCGACGACUUCAGACAGCAUGUCUAUAUAAGCGACCUGUCCGUCGCCCAGGCAGACCGAGGUUGAAUUCUGGGCGCGGACGCGAGACUGGACGUGGUUCUGAUCAUUUGGCUGAUCAUUUGGCUGAUCUGUCCGAGUGUUCACCUCCAAGAAGAGAAGACUCGACGGACCAUCCUCGUACAGAUAAUGUGACGAGGGAGGAGUCGAUCUCAUCAAGUGACGAUGUGCCGAACCAGCUAUCAACCUGGCCAGAAGAAGAUAAUUCGGCUCGAUCGAAUGACACCCAGCAUGACAAUCUUGUAUCAAACCAUGGGGAUUCCGCAAUCGAUAUUGAAGGUCAUACACAAGUUGAACAACUCACACCAAGGCACCAUAAUGAGGAGUCAACGACACAUCUUCACUCUGAAAUGCUUACCUCCUUGGGUGAAGCUUUUGCUCUGGGCCUCGAUCUACAAAUGGCCCAGUAUAUGCUCUCACAAGUGUUUGAUCAAUCAGCGCGGCUCGGAAUCUUUACCAUAUUAUCUCAUCUUCCCCCGGAUAUGUCGCCAACGUCAUUGCUUAACCAGCCGGGAGGUCAGCCACGUGAACUUUCAUUGAUGCUCCUUGCAGUCGGGCUACAGUUGAAUUUUGUUUGGCUCCCUAUAGACUUACAGGAUUCUCUGGAGCUGCUUAUAGAUACACUGCGGAUAGAGUCACUCAAGCUCAUGCCAAUGCUCGCUUGGAAAUCCUCCGAUAUAAAUGUAUCACAGAGCAUGUCGCUCCUGCUUGCCAGCCACACAUGGUGCCUUCAGAGCGGCAUGGUUGAAAUUGCCUGUCGUUGGAAUGCGAUAGCAGGCCUGAUUUGGCACGAUCUUGUGAGAAUGGGCAAUUUAGAUCCGCUACAAAGAACUGUUCUUGCCCGAGUUGGAAAAGCAAUCGAACUUCAGAAUGCAGUCCUCGGCAUGUUGCAUUACAAGCCACCAACUGCCUCUGCUGGCUUCCAGAGUUUGCCUGGUGAUCUGCAGCACGAGGUUUUGAGCCCGGGAUGGAUUACCGCUACCUCUCCGACUACUUUGCAGACUGAUUUCUUUUCAUUAUUUAUGCCUUUGGUUCAACCUCUACAGAAAGUCAUUGCCUUGUCUCACGAUUCACCCGCUUUAGAUGAGAUUCUAGAUGAGCUGGAGGCAUACUUUAUUCGGUUUCCAACUACACUUCUCGAGUAUAAGUGUCUGGAACACGCAUAUCAGACAGAAGCCAUGAUUUGGUUUCAUGGGAUCUUCAUGCUCACAUACAUUGAUCGUGAUCUUUUUCUACUCCUCACGAGCGAUGGAUUGACCUCAACCGGCGAGUUCGUUUCUGCAUUGGAUCAUUCCAUCUUGCUGGGAGAGGCGCUUCCUACUCUUAUGCUUCUCGAUUCCAGAUGUCAGACUAUAUCGGCUGCGUCAGCUUUCUUCGUUCUAAUCUCAUCUGUGGUAACCUGCCUUGCGCUUAGGGAAUUCGACAGCUCUUUGGAUUCCUACGAGGCCAUGACUACAGUACCAUCCACACUUCUCGCCUCUACGGAUCGUCACCUAAGGGCGCUGGAAAUUUUUAAGCAAGGCACACGAUUCAACGUGGAACUUAUCAAGAACAUUCAGACAUGCCUAUCCAGUGUUGCCAUAAUAGGGAGUCCAGGUUUAUCUUCUGACUACCACAGGACACUGAAUGAAUUGGCGUUCUACGGAUGGGCAUCAGGGGGACAUGGCAUUCUUCGGUCACCAAAGCAACCGGUUGUCGAAAGCUCACAGUUCAUGAACCGCUAUCCUAUCAAUUCUCGAUUCCUGCAGGAUCGGCAAGCCCGGACACAUGCUAUUGAAAGAAUUUGUUCGCCCAGUGCUCGCAUUUGCCAACCUGGCUCUUUCGAGCUGAGCAUUGAAUUGUUUUGAUCAUAAGAUCUACAAGUAGUCACUCUGGGGCAGGCGUGUUCACAUUUGUCGAUUUACACUUGUCGAAUAUAUUCUGACUAUGAACUAUGGCUAGGGGAUUCCUGGCUCC
Fusarium redolens is the source of this 2129-nucleotide messenger RNA. RefSeq lists its product as uncharacterized. The record is from RefSeq and is a predicted model, not a curated record. Gene Ontology annotation, molecular function: zinc ion binding; DNA-binding transcription factor activity, RNA polymerase II-specific. Gene Ontology annotation, biological process: regulation of DNA-templated transcription. The transcript is spliced from 7 exons. NCBI's taxonomy places the organism in Eukaryota, Fungi, Ascomycota, Sordariomycetes, Hypocreales, Nectriaceae. The coding region runs from base 47 to 2020 and encodes 657 amino acids.